Molecule: messenger RNA, 630 nt
Organism: Rhinocladiella mackenziei CBS 650.93
Lineage: Eukaryota; Fungi; Ascomycota; Eurotiomycetes; Chaetothyriales; Herpotrichiellaceae
Exons: 3
Coding region: 1-630 (209 amino acids)
Source: RefSeq, a predicted model, not a curated record
AUGGACCACCAGUGUUCAGAUCUCGAAGUUGUUCACACAAACGAUGCGGAAUUAGAAGUCGAUCAUUCCAACGAGGCUGGAUUAGAAGCAGCUCCUUCGCAUGGGAAAGCUGAGAGUCUGGCAACAGAAAAUUUACAGCCUUAUCACCCAAAUGUGCCGCACGGUAGCGCCAGAUGGGGCCUUCUGCCUUACCAUCCAGGAGUUUCAUUAUCGAGCGAGAACGAUGGCCCUAUUCCUGUGGACAAAAGGUCAAAUCAGGCUCCGAGAAGGAAGCGAGGGCAAGAUGAACAGCACGAUUCGGAUGCGUCGCCAGCACCAACCCAAAAAGGACGGUUGGACGCUUCUCCAACAACUCCAAGCCCAGACAUGCCAACGUUACCAACUAGCCAUUUCGUAAUGCCAUUAAAUCAGACGCAGCAGAUCAAUACUUGCGUAACAAAUGAUACGCUGAGCGCCACGUGGGAGUGCAUUGGCUUCAUGAAACAAGGCAUUGAUCUAUUCGACUCGACAACUUCGGCUGCAAGGAUAAUCUUUGACGAUUACUCUGUAAGGCCGGCGUUUUGGCGGUAUGGCCCACAACCACCUGAUUUCAAUCGAGCUCUGGGCCCGAUGCCAACGGGACUGCGAUAG